Molecule: messenger RNA, 633 nt
Organism: Oppiella nova
Lineage: Eukaryota; Metazoa; Arthropoda; Arachnida; Sarcoptiformes; Oppiidae
Source: the annotation of a GenBank genome assembly
UGAUAAAUGAGUGCAAAGUCUGUGAAAGUCUUUCAAUUGAAUUAAAAGUCUUCACAAAUCACUUGAUUUUGAUUUUGUGUUAAUUUGCGGACAAAAACAAUGUUUCGCUUAUAUUUGAGACACAAAUGCCUUUCCGUUGGACUUAAUAGGUUGUCAUCAAGUGGUGAGAGAUGUGAUCACCGGAUGGCCAGCACUUUGGUGAUCGUCGACCACAACAACUCCAACCUCUCGAAAGUCACUUUGAAUACCAUUAGUGCCGCCAAACAGAUCGGUCCCGACGUGUCGUGUCUAGUCUUCGGCACCAAAGUGUCAGAAGUGGUCCAAAGUCUGUCGAAAGUGAAGGACAUUAAGAAGAUAUUAGUGGCAGAAAACGAUGUCUUCAAAGGGUUUUUGCCGGAAGUGUUGGCGCCGUUAGUGGUGUCCACACAAAAACAGUUCAAUUUUACACAUAUUAUGAGCGGAUCCACAGCUGUUGGAAAGAAUCUGAUCCCAAGAGUGGCCGCACAGCUGGACGUAUCGCCCAUUUCUGAGGUAACGGCCGUCAAGAGUGAGGACACAUUUGUGCGACCCGUUUAUGCGGGAAAUGCUUUGCAAACCAUUAAAGUCUUGGACGCAAUCAAAGUGCUGACAGUC